CAAAUAGAAAUCAAGAUUGAAUUUUUUAUUAUUUUUUUCUGAUAAUCCGUCCUCUUCACAUGAAACCAAAGAGUACCUUCAAAUUAUAUCUUCCUCUUUUUUACUGUUUGCGAGGCAUUUUCCCAUCACCUACCAAUGAUAACUCCACCCUUUCUUCUUCUAAUCUUGCCCCUCAUUCUACUGCCUUGGCCAAGCCAGCAUUUCUAGUUUCUCUUCUGGGUUAGGGUUUUUCUAAGAAGGCAGGGCAAAGGUGGUGCGUGAAAGCACCAUCCCAGCUUAGAUUCAGACUUACAUUUGCCUCUACGGCCUAGACCCAGACACCAAAUCUAACCAAAAUGGCUAUAUAACCGGUUUUCUCAACUGGGUUCAUUUGGGUUUCUUGGGAUGGAUUCUUGCUUGAAAUGGGUUGUUUUGGGCUGAGAUCUGAGGUUUGUGGAGCAAGAAUGGUGAUGGGUUUUCGGAGAUCUGGGAUCUGAAGGCUGUUUUCUACACAUUCUCAACUCAAGAGAGGUGUCUUGACUUCUAAAACAUGGCUAACGAUCUAAAUACUGGACUAUCCAAAAAAACUGCCAUUUUUGGUCUCAAAGUCUGGGAAGUGAUUGGGAUAUUUGUCGGAUUGUUUAUUAUAGUUAUCCUCUCUGCGUUAACAUUUUAUCUUACUUCACGAAAGAAGUCGAGGAAAGCUAGUGACACGUUUCCAUUUAGCCAAAUUCCCACUGUUUCUAAGGAAAUUAAAGAGGUACGGGUGGAGCAAGUGUCCAGAAACGAAUUUGCUCCACAUGAUGGGAUUCUGCUCACCAUUCAUGACAAAUCCAGUGAUAAAGAAUCAGACAAGGUCUUGGUACAUCUAGGCACGGGGAAAAAGAAGAAUGGUGAAAACAGCAGCCAGUCAGGUUCAUUUCAUCAUUUCGAUAAAGAUGGCGCAGGGUCUCUGUCAGGAGAAGAAGGGAGCUCUGCCAACUUUGGUGUGUAUAAGCCUUCUUCUUCCCAUCCAAUAACUGCUCCUUCUCCUCUAGUUGGUCUUCCUGAAUUCUCUCAUUUGGGUUGGGGUCACUGGUUUACCUUAAGGGAUCUUGAACUAGCAACAAACCGAUUUUCAAAGGAGAAUGUCCUUGGUGAGGGUGGAUAUGGAGUUGUUUAUCGGGGACUGUUGAUUAAUGGGACGCCAGUUGCAGUCAAAAGGCUUCUCAACAAUCUGGGCCAAGCAGAGAAGGAAUUUAGAGUGGAAGUUGAAGCUAUUGGCCACGUGCGUCACAAAAAUUUAGUUCGACUCUUGGGAUACUGCAUUGAAGGAACUCAUAGGUUGUUAGUCUAUGAGUACGUCAACAAUGGCAAUUUGGAACAAUGGCUUCAUGGAGCCAUGCGCCAGCAUGGACAUCUUACUUGGGAGGCCAGGAUGAAGAUUCUCCUUGGCACAGCUAAGGCCCUUGCCUACUUGCAUGAGGCAAUUGAGCCGAAAGUGGUACACAGAGACAUAAAAUCAAGCAAUAUAUUGAUUGAUGAUGACUUCAAUGCAAAGGUUUCUGAUUUCGGCCUGGCGAAGCUACUUGGUGCUGGAAAAAGUCACAUCACAACAAGGGUCAUGGGAACCUUUGGAUAUGUGGCUCCUGAAUAUGCAAAUACAGGCCUUUUGAAUGAAAAGAGUGAUGUCUAUAGCUUCGGGGUGGUGCUCCUGGAAGCAAUUACAGGCCGAGAUCCAGUGGACUACGGUCGUCCUGCCCAAGAGGUUAAUCUGGUUGAUUGGCUGAAAAUGAUGGUUGGAAGCAGGCGCUCUGAGGAAGUGGUGGACCCUAAUAUUGAAACCAGGCCAUCCACAAGAGCCCUUAAACGAGCUCUUCUGACUGCUUUGAGAUGUGUUGACCCAGAUUCUGACAAAAGGCCCAAGAUGAGCCAAGUUGUUCGUAUGCUUGAAUCAGAGGAAUAUCCAAUACCAAGAGAGGAUCGAAGGCACCGGAGAACUCAAGCAGGUAGCAUGGUGAUCGAAUCCCAGAAGGAGAAUUACGACACUGACAAGAGCGAAAAUCAAGAUACAAGAUGAGAGAGUGGACACUACAGAGCAGAGCAUAACUGAAUCAUGUCAUUCUUUCAAAGAUCUAGGGAUCGUAUCCUCGAAUGGUAAUGCCUUACUAUUCUUCCAACCUUUCUGAAAUGUCUGGUUUUCCAUCCUAAGCCGAUCUGUAGCAGCUUGUUAAGAAGAGAAAAUAAAGGCAAGGGGCUUGCUUGUGUGAAAGGGGGAAUAGAAGGAAUUCAAUUCUUUCUUCUUUAUCUGUUGUAUUCCAUUUGUGUAUUUAAAGUAGAUGGAGAGAUGAUUGGUUUUUGUAUGGAGGUGUUGAUAUUUGUGCAAACCAAAACCAUUGAGUAUGUGUGUACAGGUUCUUUUAGCGGGCGUUUUCAGUGUAUGAGAGACUCUCUGCUUUGGAAGAUGAUUAAACUGUUGCUCAUU
This is a messenger RNA of Diospyros lotus (date-plum), 2443 nucleotides long. RefSeq names its product probable receptor-like protein kinase At2g42960. The transcript is spliced from 8 exons. NCBI's taxonomy places the organism in Eukaryota, Viridiplantae, Streptophyta, Magnoliopsida, Ericales, Ebenaceae. The record is from RefSeq and is a predicted model, not a curated record. Gene Ontology annotation, biological process: protein phosphorylation. The coding region runs from base 530 to 2038 and encodes 502 amino acids. Gene Ontology annotation, molecular function: ATP binding; protein kinase activity.